Electrophorus electricus (electric eel) is the source of this 2369-nucleotide messenger RNA. RefSeq names its product four and a half LIM domains 3b (gene fhl3b). Lineage: Eukaryota; Metazoa; Chordata; Actinopteri; Gymnotiformes; Gymnotidae. Gene Ontology annotation, molecular function: transcription coregulator activity; actin binding. Gene Ontology annotation, cellular component: Z disc; stress fiber; nucleus. Gene Ontology annotation, biological process: actin cytoskeleton organization. The record is from RefSeq and is a predicted model, not a curated record.
UUUCAUUUAACGAGAGGGCGGCUGUCCUAGAGGCGGAGCCGCGUGACUCAAACGGAUUGAGACAAAGGGUGUUUCCGUCGCCUUGGCUGAUUCGAGCCGUUCGCGCUGCUCGGGAUUCAGUGCGUGACCGGCACGCGACCAUCCACGGCGUCCGGAGAGCGCGAGAGAGCGAGCGCGAGCGCGACCACUGAAGACGCGUCGGCGGAACUUUCGCGGGGACGGUAGGAAUAAGAUCUUAAUCGGUAACUGCUUCCUGCUACAGUGUGGAGGCCCUGCGGUCAGGAUGGGUGAACAGUUGGACUGUGAGAUGUGUAAGGAAUGUCUGUAUGGGAGGAAGUACAUCCAGGUGGACGAUGUGCCUCACUGUGUGUCCUGCUACGACCGCCUGUACGCCAACACCUGCCAAGGCUGUAAGGAACUGAUCGGCCACAACUCACGGGAGCUGUACUAUGAUGACCGCCACUACCAUGAGGAGUGUUUCCACUGCUCUCGCUGUGAUCGCUCACUUGCUGAGGAACCCUUCGCCUGCCAGGAGGAGGCGCUGCUGUGCAAUGACUGCUACUGCAGCGAGUUCUCCUCCAAAUGCGUAGCCUGCAACAAGAACGUCAUGCCAGGAUCGAGGAAGCUGGAGUAUUCAGGCUCUACCUGGCAUGAGGAGUGUUUUGUGUGCCGUGUGUGUGAGAAGUCUCUGGGCUCACAGGCUUUCAUCCCUGAGAAGAAUGAUUACUACUGCGUCCCCUGCUACGAGGGGCGCGUCGCACCCCGCUGCAGUCAGUGUAAACAGGUCUUGGUGAAGGGUGGUGUGACGUACCAAGGGGAGCCGUGGCACAAGGAGUGUUUCCUGUGCACGGGCUGUAAGAUGCAGCUGGCUGGCCAGUCCUUCACCUCUCAAGGGGACAAUCCCUACUGCAUAAAGUGCUUCAGCAACCUGUACGCCCAGAAAUGCACUGCCUGCAACAAGGCUAUCACUGGUUUUGAGGGUGGGAAAUACGUCUCCUUUGAGAAGUGUCAGUGGCAUGAGUUGUGCUUUAAGUGCUCGGGUUGCUCCGUUUCACUGCUGGGCGCUGGAUUUUUCCCCAAGGGCACAAAGAUCCUCUGCAAAGACUGCAACGUCAACUAAACCUUGUGAAAUGUUGGGGACAUCAGUAUUUUUUGCGGGCUUAUAUGUCAUGACAGACAUUGUAAACCUGAGGGAGAACUGUUUGAUUGGUUGGUUGUUGCAUUGCUUUUUGGUUUUUUUUACCCGACUUGUUAUUCAAAACUCAAAUUUUAACUAAACAGUUGUGCCUGCCAAAUGUUUAGCCACGCAUGUCUGGCUAACCACACUCCACCAGGAGAUUUACAUUUCAGCAAUGCACGAGUAUAGCUAGAAAGUUUUAUAACCUGACUGCACGCGUUAUCGCCAGCACACAUUUACAUGAUUCAGAUAAGUAUAUUUUAGUCUGUACAUAAGCAUAUAUAAGUUCCUGUUUAUGUGUCACCCAAGUACUCUGCUCGUAUUUUAAGAUACCAGUAUAACCAACAUUCUGUGAAGCUUUAAAAUGGUCGUUGAUUACUUUUGCAGCAGCGUGCUAAUAGUUUCGACACUCGGGGCACGUUGUGUUAAUGUGCAUCGUUUUGCGUAGGUCCAUAUAAUUUUUAAAAUGCUAUAAAUUUAAUGUAACGUUGCACUGGCGCGUGGCUUUCAUUAGCUUACUAUCCUGUUACUUUGUCAUCUAAACAUGGUCGUGUUUACACUCAGUAUAAUAAAUACUAUUUAAAUAAACAAAUAGUUCAGUGUAACAACUUGUGCUUGAAAUACUGAAAAUAUAUGUUUAAUCGAAAGUCAAACGCAGUUGAGAGGAAGAUAGCAUGGUCUAUAUCCUUAGCGUUGCUUAAGGAAAAUAAAUUGUAAGGUUUUUUUUGGUCCUAAAGAUAGACGUUGUCGUUAAAACGGCUUUCUUGCUUUAUUAAUAUAUGUGCUUAUGUGUGAUAUACAAUUCCACAUACACAACGGAGCUAUGAUCAGAACAUAGGAAUAAUAUGUUUUUACUCUAAUACUGGCUUCCCUAAUAAAAAAUGUCUAUGCGGCUGUGUGACUUAAUGUUCGUUCACAUCUGAAAAGCUGGUAGAGAUUGAGGACGUCCUGCUGUCUUUUGGGGGAAAGGUUUUAUUAUUAUUGUUGUUAUCAUGUGUCCCAGUCUGUUGUGCUCGGCAGAUCCCCACUACCUCACAGAGAUCUGUACUAAAAAGGGCCUGCGAACAUCACCAACAGUUGUACGGACGAGGAUGAGAACGUGUGGCGGAGCUAAAACAUGCGAUGGCACGGCGUGUUAGAUUCGUCGCUCCGCGCGCAGACGACGACCUGGCCGCUCGUGUGUCGUGUCGCG